Messenger RNA from Marchantia polymorpha subsp. ruderalis, 2587 nucleotides. The record is from the annotation of a GenBank genome assembly. NCBI's taxonomy places the organism in Eukaryota, Viridiplantae, Streptophyta, Marchantiopsida, Marchantiales, Marchantiaceae.
GGGAAUUCUGGAGCUUCGGCCACGGGAAUUGAGUCAGUGAUUGAAACCGUGGAAUUCAUCGGAUGUGCACGUUGGAGUUCAUUGAUUGUUUCGCAGUGAAAUGCGUCUCUUGGUUCGCAUGGACAAAUGGAAGAUUGACGAUUAAAGAUCGAUCAGUUGGGUGAAAUUGACUGGCAAUGGGUACAGGGAGGGUUUUAUGUCGAGGUGCGAACAGAGGAGCGAGCGAAUACUGGAGAUUGUUUGCUUCCAGGAAUUUGUCAGCGGCUCAGGGAGUUGCUCGGUCUCGACCUGUGCAAGCACCAGUGCUCGGCAGUAGGCUAGGUGUUCCUGAGAGUGUCAUUGGCACAUAUGGUUCACAUUGCAGGUGGUUCUCAUCGUCUGGAUCAGCAGGUUCCGCAGACAGAGAUCUACCAAUAGAUUUAUCUUUGUACCCGCCCAACUUAAUUCGGAACUUUUCGAUCAUAGCCCAUGUCGAUCACGGCAAAUCCACAUUGGCGGAUCGACUUCUAGAGUUGACGGGAACAAUUCGCAAAGGCCACGGACAACCGCAAUAUCUAGACAAACUACAGGUAGAGAGAGAAAGGGGAAUCACUGUGAAAGCGCAAACAGCGACCAUGUUCUACGAUUACAGUCUUGAUUCUAGGAAGUAUUUGCUGAACCUCAUCGAUACACCGGGUCAUGUUGACUUUAGUUAUGAAGUUUCAAGAUCCCUUGCAGCGUGCCAAGGCGUAUUACUCCUGGUUGACGCAUCUCAAGGGGUCCAGGCACAGACCGUAGCCAACUUCUUCCUGGCUUACGAAGCCGAGUUGUCUAUAAUCCCAGUUAUUAACAAAAUUGAUCAGCCAACUGCGGAUCCAGAGCGAGUAAAAGAGCAACUGAAAUCAAUAUUUGAUAUUAACCCAGAUGAUGUUCUUUUAACAUCAGCGAAAACAGGUCUAGGACUUGCUGAGGUCUUGCCUACAGUGAUAGAAAGAAUCCCUUGUCCCAAAGGAUCUCCGGAACAGCCUUUGCGAAUGCUGCUGUUGGAUUCAUAUUACGACGAGUACAAAGGGGUUGUCUGUCAUGUGGCGGUGGUUGAUGGGACACUGAAGAAGGGAGUGAAGAUUGCUUCAGCUGCAACAGGUCAGAGCUACGAGGUCAAUGACGUUGGCAUCUUGCAUCCAGAGCUUACUUCCACCUCCCAAUUAUAUACGGGACAGGUGGGGUAUGUCGUUGCUGGCAUGCGUUCAACAAAAGAAGCUCGGAUUGGAGACACUUUGCACCUUGCACGAACUCAAGUAGAACCUCUUCCAGGUUUCAAGCCUGCUAAACACAUGGUUUUUGCGGGUGUGUAUCCUGCUGAUGGUUCUGAUUUCGAUGCACUGAACCACGCUAUUGAGCGGCUUACUUGUAACGAUGCAAGCGUGUCGGUCUCAAAGGAAUCAAGUGGUGCAUUGGGCAUGGGAUUCAGGUGCGGAUUUCUUGGCCUUUUACACAUGGACGUCUUUCACCAGCGCUUGGAACAAGAAUAUGGAGCUCAAGUGAUAUCAACUACUCCAACUGUACCUUACGUUUUUGAGUACUCGGACGGAAGCAAAGUAAACGUUCAAAAUCCGGCAGCUCUGUCCUCAAGUCCAGGCAAACGAAUUGUGAAAUGCUGGGAGCCCACAGUGAUGGCUACCAUUAUCACUCCUAGUGAAUAUGUUGGGAGCUUAAUGACGCUAUGCUCAGAACGGAGAGGGGAACAAAUAGAGCACACAUUUAUUGAUGGACAACGAGUAUUGCUGAAGUAUAAACUGCCGUUGAGGGAAGUUGUAAUUGACUUCUACAAUGAGCUGAAAAGUAUUACUUCUGGCUAUGCAUCAUUCGACUACGAAGAGUCUGAAAUGGAGGCCUCAGAUCUAGUGAAGUUGGAUCUUCUGCUGAAUGGGGAACCAGUGGAUGCACUCGCUUGUAUAGUACACCGGUCAAAAGCCGAGCGUGUGGGUCGUGAGCUUUGUGAGAAGCUGAAGAAAAUCCUAGACAGACAACUUUUCGAGAUUGCAAUCCAAGCAGCUAUUGGAUCGAAAGUGGUUGCUCGCGAAUCUCUUUCCGCUUUACGCAAGAAUGUUCUGGCAAAAUGCUAUGGAGGAGACGUGUCACGAAAACGCAAGCUUCUGGAGAAGCAAAAGGAGGGCAAAAGGCGGAUGAAGCGGGUUGGAUCUGUUGACAUACCUCAAGAGGCCUUCCAUUCACUACUUCGAAAUUCAUAGCGAGCCAGAUGUAGGAAAGAGCUUGUCAGUAAAUUAACACUCUUAUCAUGCAAGAAUCGUGUCGGUGAUGUGAAAUAUACCCCCACUAUUGACCUCCCGAAUUUGUUUCAUCUGAAAUCACUUGUGAGCUUCGGCUUGCAGUGCAGUUCAUGAGAACUCUUACCUUAGGCAUGAGGAAUAGACCUCAACACAUGAAGUGUGAACUCGAAAAGAUGAAAGAGUGUUCAGACCUUGAAGAGCUCUGGAGGAUAGUUUGGUCCAUCAGAGAAGGAAACACAGCUACGCAUGUACAGAUAUCAAUAUGAGAAAAUUAUCAGAAACUGUGGUUUCGAAGUUUUGACAUGUAGGUCGAGGCC